AUGGGGAAGAGAAAGGCUCCCAAAAAGUCCUCUCCUCCAAAGUUUCCUUUAGGUGCUCACACUCAAGUUUCGACUGAGAAUGGCACACCUAUGGCUGUCGAUUUCACCAUCGCCUCCCAUGUUACUGAGGAGGCUAGCGCCUCACAAAUCACGGCUUCUGCGAGCAAGCUCCAGGACCCGACUUCAGACCUAACUUCUGGAUCUGAAAAACCAAUCACUGUUGUUUCAGUGAAUUCUGCGAAGGUUGCUACGGUGACUGACCCAGGCACAACACCCCUCUGCGACGAGAAGGAGGAAGGAGAGAUCUCUCCCAUCAACUCCAACCUUGUCCCUGCAAAGGAGGCUCCAACCCUUGGAGUAACAGGGGUUCUCGAACCUCCAGUGGCUACCAAAUCUUCACCCACUACGGGAGAGGAAAAGGAAAGCCAGAAUACCACAACAUCAACAAAGCCGGAUCUCUGGACUGGUUUAUUCAAAGGAAACAUGAAGAAGUUGCAGAGAAAAGGUGAUAGCUUUAUGCUUCCAUCAGGAGAGUCUUGUGUCACUAUUCCAAAUUCUGUCAUCGUGAAGAACAGAGGGUCUUGGGACAGUUUCAUCAUUGGGCAAUUCUACUCUGAUCCACCGUCUCAGGGCACUAUUCAGAAGAUAGUUAACGGCAUCUGGAGUAAACAGUUUAGGGACAUCACCGUCUCUAAAAUGGAAGGCUUCGCUUUUCUUUUCAGAAUUCCGAAUGCCUCAACCCGAGCUCAUGUCUUGAAGCAAUGUCUAUGGCAAAUAGAAGGUCAAACAAUGUUUGUCGCUAAGUGGGAACCGGGGAUCGUUCCAGUUAAACCUGAGCUAACUUCAGCACCAAUCUGGCUGGAGUUACGUGAUGUUCCUCUGCAAUUCUUCAACGAAGAAGCACUUGAGCAUAUUGCCAGUCAGGUAGGAGAUCCAAAAUUCCUACAUCCCCAUACGGCAAAUAAAACGAACCUGGAAGUGGCUAAAGUCUUUACCAUCAUAGACCCCAGAGUGCCUCUACCGGAAGCGGUGAACGCCAGGUUUGAAUCAGGAGAGAUUAGAAGGAUUCGGGUAUCAAGUCCCUGGAUGCCUCCAGUGUGUUCGUUCUGUAAAGAGGCCGGUCACUCUCUCAAGCGCUGUAAAAAAGCCCCCAUCACUUGCAAAGCUUGCAAAUCAACCAGUCAUCAACAAUCUGACUGCACUCGCUCAAAAGACAAGUCACCAGCUAAGUCAGUAAAUAAUCAGAGACCUGUACACAACUCUAAAGAAGUCAGGACAAACACUAAGGGAGCAAACGAUCUCCAGCCUCCUACCUCCUCUCUGAAGAGCUCAAAAGCGUCUUUCAAUAGCAUGGAGAAAGGAGAAGCUAGUCUCCCCGUGGGUACACGUAGCCUGGGCUCCGCAGACCCUCCUGAUCCUGUGAACUCAGAAACAUCACCAGCGGAGUCGGACUCUUCCGAUUUGGACUCAACAGAUUCACAGUUUAGCGAUGACUCUGGCUUUCAGGAUGUAAUCUCCUCUCGCCAGAAGAAGAAGGACAGGGGCAGGGGCCCCAAAAACAAGUCAACCACCGUACUGGAUUUAAAAAAUGGUUCAAGCAGCAUAGACCAUCUUUUGGGUGUCUUCUUGAGACACAUGUACAGCGGAUUAAGCAGAAUAAGUUUGUUACCUCCCUCUUACCCGGUUGGGGUUUUGAUGGUCUCGAUUAUUCAAAAAUCCCUUCAGAUGAUCACUUGCCUUGUCAAGCACCCGGGCUAUCUAUCUCCGGUCAUCGUUUCUUGUAUCUACGCUUCUACUGAUGAAGAUAUUCGAAAAGAACUGUGGUCUGAGAUCAUUUGCAUCUCAACUCAUUCAGAAGUGCAAGGGAAAUCCUGGCUUCUUGUUGGAGACUUCAACCAGAUUUUAAAACCCCAGGAACACUCAAGACCGCCUACCCUUAAUGUAGACAGGAAAACCAGGGAGUUCCAGGAAUUCAAAAAAGCCAACCCCAUCGGAAAGAAGCUAGAUCGUAUAUUGGUAAAUGACCAGUGGCUUGUCCAAUUCCCAUCUUCUCUUGGAGUUUUUGGACCUCCACAGUUCUCUGAUCACACGUCUAUGUCAGUCAUUUUGGAGUCUGCUAAGUCUAAGCACCGAAUCCCAUUCAGAUUCUACAACUUCCUACUCUUGGAUGGUGAGUUCCUGCCAAUGAUCGCCUGGCUCUGGUUUUCUACAAAUAUUGUGGGUUCUGAAAUGUUCCGAGUCUCGAAAAAGCUCAAAGCUCUUAAGAACCCGAUAAGAUCUUUUAACAGAGACCAUUACUCAAACCUGGAGAAACGUGCUGAAGAAGCUCAAACAAGUCUGAAUCAAAUUCAGCAGGAUCUCCUUUCUUCCCCGUCAGUGGCUUUAGCUGAAGCAGAGGCUGAAGCACAAAGAAAACUGGGCAUUCUCCUCAACGCAGAGCAAGUGUUCCUAUUUCAGAGAUCUAACAUAUCAUGGCUGAAUGUUGGUGACUGUGGUUCUCACUACUUUCACAAAAUUAUGGCUACAAGGCGUUCUCAGAAUCAUAUUCAUCUCUUAAUUGGCCCGUCUGGCGAAAAAUUUGAAACCCGUGAGGCUAUUCACGCUCAUUGCCUUGCUCACUUUGCUGACUUCUUAGGGAGCACCCCCACCAUGCCUCUCUUUGAUCCUCAAGACAUCACUCUUCUGCUAAACUACAACUGCCCAGAAAGUCAAUGCGACAAGCUGCAGGAGGAUUUCUCAGACGAGGAAAUCAAGGAUGCGUUCUUCAAUUUACCACGAAACAAAUCAUGUGGUCCUGAUGGCUUCUCCUCUGAAUUCUUCAUUGGCUGCUGGUCUAUCAUUGGCCCUGAGAUCACUUCAGCUGUUAAAGAAUUCUUCAGGGAAGGAAAACUGUUGAGGCAAUGGAACUCAACAUUGUUGGUGCUUAUUCCUAAAAUCAGGAAUGCUUCAAAGAUAGGGGAUUUCAGACCGAUAUCUUGUCUCAACACCUUGUAUAAAGUGAUCUCUCGGCUGUUAACAGGCAGAUUGAAGGAGGUUCUCAGCCCGGUCAUUUCGCAUGCCCAAUCAGCUUUUAUGCCUGGUAGGCUGCUCGCUGAAAACGUCUUGCUGGCUACGGAGCUAAUUCAAGGUUACAAACGGAAGAACAUCUCACCUCGUGCUAUGCUCAAGGUUGAUCUUCGUAAAGCUUUUGACUCUAUUCGAUGGGAUUUUGUGCUUGCAUCACUCAGAGCCAUUGGACUGCCUCAUCGCUUUAUAAACUGGAUAUCAGAGUGUAUCUCUUCUGCCUCCUUCACGAUCUGUAUUAAUGGAGAAGCAGGUGGCUAUUUCAAAAGCUCGAGAGGAUUGAGGCAAGGGGAUCCCUUAUCGCCGUAUCUUUUCGUGCUGGCAAUGGAGGUAUUUUCUAGACUACUCAAAUCUCGUUAUGCCUCGGGAUAUAUUGAGUAUCACCCAAGCGCUAAGCCGGUGGAUAUCUCUCAUUUAAUGUUCGCCGAUGACGUAAUGGUCUUCUAUGAUGGUAGCAGCUCUUCACUACAUGGCAUCUCAGAAACGCUUGACGACUUUGCUAUGUGGUCAGGACUUGAAAUCAACCACAACAAGUCUGAGCUUUUCACUGCAGGCCUCUCCCAACUGGAAACAAUCACCUCCAUGAGCUAUGGUUUCCCUAUUGGUACACUACCUAUCCGCUAUUUGGGCCUUCCGCUUAUGCACCGUAAGUUGAGAAUCUCGGAAUACUCCCCGCUGUUGGACAAAAUAGCCGCAAGCUUUAAUGCUUGGUCAGCGAGACAUCUCUCCUUUGCUGGCAGACUUGUGCUUAUAAAAUCAGUUAUCUCAGGCACGGUGGUGUUUUGGAUCACAACGUUUAUCUUGCCAAAGGGUUGUAUCAAGAAGAUCGAAUCUCUCUGCUCAAAGUUCUUAUGGUCAGGUCAGAUCGAAGGUCCCGCAUUUACAAAGAUCUCUUGGGCUACUUGUUGCUUACCAAAGCAAGAAGGCGGGUUGGGUCUGCGCCGUUAUGAAACUUGGAAUAAAACUCUAUGCCUUCGUCUCAUCUGGCUACUAUUUGCAGAAGGAGGAUCACUUUGGGUGGCGUGGCACAAACACCAUCACCUAAACUGUCAAAGUUUCUGGGAGUUAACCGGCCAUGCUAGAGAUUCAUGGCAUUGGAAGUCGCUACUCAAGCUUAGGCAACUUGCGAGGCCGUAUAUUGUAUGCACGGUUCAAAAUGGAAGAUCAGCUAGUUUCUGGUUUGAUCAAUGGACACCGUUGGGAGCUCUAAUAGAUGCUCUAGGACCUACAGGACCCCGUACUCUACGGAUACCUCUUCAAGCUACUGUCUCCGAGGCUACUUCAGACGACUUUUGGAAUCUGCCAGCGCCUAGAUCAGACGAAGCAGUAGCUCUCCAUGCUUAUCUGACAAAUAUUCCAGUUCCUUCAGGUGCACUAGACUCAGAUUUCUAUUCUUGGACCAUUGAGGGGGUGAAGUUUCAGUCCUUCUCCUCAUCCAAAACUUGGAGCACGAUCAGAGAAAGGCAACAACACUGUAAUUGGUACAAUGUAGUAUGGUUUAAAGGCAAUACGCCUAAACAUGCUUUCCAUAUGUGGGUUGCUGUCAAUGACAGGUUACCGACGCGCUCCAGAUUAGCGGCUUGGGGAAUGCUCACUCCAACAACAUGUUGCUUGUGCAUGUGCGCAGACGAAUCGAGGGACCAUAUCUUCAUAGAAUGUCCUUUCAGCAAGGAUCUUUGGCGAAUGAUGCUCCAAAAACUGUCUUCACCAAGACUUACCUUUCACUCUUGGACGCAGCUACUGAAUUGCCCUUCCACGGCUCACGUUCGGCCCCUGCGUAUCCUGAGAAGCGUUGCAGUCCAAGCAAUUGUCUACAAUCUCUGGACCGAAAGAAAUAGCAGAAUCUUCAAGAGCAAAGUGUUAACCACAUCAGAACUCUUCAAGAUUGUGGAUAGACAAGUGAGGAACACCAUCUCUGCUCGCAAGACCAGGAAGCACUUCAAGAAUCUCAUGGCUGUUUGGUUGAUCUAA
Brassica napus (rape) is the source of this 5034-nucleotide messenger RNA. RefSeq lists its product as uncharacterized. The coding region runs from base 1 to 5034 and encodes 1677 amino acids. The transcript is spliced from 4 exons. The record is from RefSeq and is a predicted model, not a curated record. Lineage: Eukaryota; Viridiplantae; Streptophyta; Magnoliopsida; Brassicales; Brassicaceae. Gene Ontology annotation, molecular function: zinc ion binding; nucleic acid binding.